Molecule: messenger RNA, 876 nt
Organism: Heterocephalus glaber (naked mole-rat)
Lineage: Eukaryota; Metazoa; Chordata; Mammalia; Rodentia; Bathyergidae
Gene: Atp4b
Product: ATPase H+/K+ transporting subunit beta
Biological process (GO): potassium ion import across plasma membrane; intracellular sodium ion homeostasis; sodium ion export across plasma membrane
Cellular component (GO): sodium:potassium-exchanging ATPase complex
Molecular function (GO): ATPase activator activity
Source: RefSeq, a predicted model, not a curated record
AUGGCGGCUCUGCAGGAGAAGAAGUCCUGCAGUCAGAGGAUGGAGGAGUUCCAGCACUACUGCUGGAACCCGGACACCGGGCAGAUGCUGGGCCGAACUCCGGCCCGCUGGGUGUGGAUCAGCCUCUACUACGUGGCCUUCUACGUGGUGAUGACCGGGCUCUUCGCACUGUGCAUCUACGUGCUGAUGCAGACCAUCGACCCAUACACUCCUGACUACCAGGACCAGCUGAAGUCGCCAGGGGUGACCCUGCGGCCUGACGUGUAUGGGGACAGAGGCCUGGACAUUUCCUACAACGUCUCCGACAACAGCUCCUGGGUGGGCCUGGUGCACACACUCCACAGCUUCCUGGCAGGCUACACCCCUGCGUCCCAGAGGGGCAGCAUCAACUGCUCCUCCGAGAAGUACUUCUUCCAGGAGAGCUUCGGGGCCCCAAACCAUACCAAGUUCUCCUGCAAGUUCACGGUGGACAUGCUGCAAAACUGUUCGGGCCUGGCAGACCCCAACUUUGGCUUUGAGGAGGGGAAGCCAUGCUUUAUCAUCAAAAUGAACAGGAUUGUCCAGUUCCUCCCCAGCAACAGCACGGCGCCUCGCGUGGACUGCGCCUUCCUGGAUGAGCCCCACCGGGAUGCCAGGACCCUGCAGGUGGAGUACUACCCGCCCAACGGUACCUUCAGUCUACACUACUUCCCCUACUAUGGGAAGAAAGCGCAGCCCCACUACAGCAAUCCCCUGGUGGCAGCGAAGCUCCUCAAUGUGCCUCAGAACGAGGAGGUCGUCAUCGUGUGCAAGAUCCUUGCCGACCACGUCACCUUCGACAACCCCCAUGACCCCUACGAGGGGAAGGUGGAGUUCAAGCUCAGGAUUCAGAAGUAG